AUGCCAGAGCACAAAGUGGUUGUCACUCGAGAUGUUGGUACAAAGGCGACUGCGAUCCUCGAAGCUCAACGGUAUGAGCUUGUCUCUUGGCUUGAGGAUGGAGUGGCUCCGCGACAAUGGCUUCUUGAUAAUUCGCCCGGUGCCUCUGCACUUCUAGUAAUGGGCACAGAUAAGGUCGAUGAGGAGCUGCUGGACUCUGCUGGACCAUCCCUCAAGAUUGUGUCCACGGUGUCGGUAGGCUAUGACCAUAUCCAAACUUCUGCGCUGGCCCAGCGGAAAAUUCGUCUUGGGUACACCCCAGAGGUCCUAACGGAUGCGGUUGCAGAUAUAAGUGUGAUGCUCGCCCUCAUGGCGACAAGACUAGGCCGGGAGUCUAUGCAAAUCGUUCACGACGGCAAGUGGCCCCAAGCGCCUUGGGCUCCCUUCUUACUAUGUGGACAACAACUCAGUUCUCCGGAUUAUGUUGUUGGAUUCGUCGGAUUUGGCAGAAUCGCUCAAGCAACUCUCACCCGACUGGUUGCCUUUGGCGUAAGCCGAUGUCUCUUCACCACCUCUACUCGAAAGGUACCGGAUGAAGCAUACCCAGGUCUUCAAAACAAACUAGGUUUAAAAGAAUUCCGCAGUGUCACCUUGGAUGAAAUUGCCAGGGAAAGCGAUCUCAUCAUCGUUCUUACUCCAGGUGGCCCGUCCACAUACCAUCUUGUCGAUGAAACAUUCUUGCGCAAAAUGAAGAAGACGUCUGUUCUCGUGAAUACCGCCCGAGGGUCAGUAGUUGAUUCUAAUGCGCUAGCACUGGCUCUGCGUGGGGGAUGGAUAUGGGGGGCGGGUAUUGAUGUCGUUGAAGGGGAACCUGAUAUCGAUGCUGAUCAUAUCCUCGUGAAAGAGCCAAGAGCUGUAGUUCUACCUCAUAUAGGGUCCGCAACGUACGACACACGUAACGCAAUGACCUGCACCGCCGCUGAGAACUUGGUGCGAGGUUUAAAAGGAGAGAAACUACUGGCUGAGGUUGAACUGUGA
Molecule: messenger RNA, 1017 nt
Organism: Cantharellus anzutake
Lineage: Eukaryota; Fungi; Basidiomycota; Agaricomycetes; Cantharellales; Hydnaceae
Exons: 9
Coding region: 1-1017 (338 amino acids)
Cellular component (GO): cytosol
Molecular function (GO): NAD binding; hydroxypyruvate reductase [NAD(P)H] activity; glyoxylate reductase (NADPH) activity
Source: RefSeq, a predicted model, not a curated record